Molecule: messenger RNA, 827 nt
Organism: Aspergillus pseudotamarii
Lineage: Eukaryota; Fungi; Ascomycota; Eurotiomycetes; Eurotiales; Aspergillaceae
Exons: 1
Coding region: 132-461 (109 amino acids)
Source: RefSeq, a predicted model, not a curated record
GGUUUCGGCGCGCUUAUUAUAAUACAUCUGACCUAUUCUUACGACCUAACUAGGCUUGCUGACUUCCUAUUUAGUUGUUUACCGCCGCCGGCGUUGCCUGGCUCGUUGGCACCGUGACCAGCAAGCCGUUCAUGCUCUGCCUCUAUCUCUCCCUCUUCCACACUUCUCAACGAGACCGUUACAUGAUCUUCGUGUGCUGUGGAUCGGCAACAGCUUAUAAUAUCGCCUUCCAGGCCGCAUUUCUCACGCAGUAUCAGGCCAUCUGGCAGGGAUGGAAGCCCAUGCCUGGCGGACAGUGUCGGUCUGGUUUUCCCGCAGAAGUCAACUCGAUCGGCCUUAAUAUUUCGCUGGAAACGGCGAUUACACUUUGCCAAUUUUCACCAUUUAGAAGCUUCAAAUGCCCCUCAGGACUGACCAGAGAUCUAUUUAUAGCUUCGUUGCGAUCAUGGUCUGCUGACUAGUAUUAACGCUGCAGUCCGACUCCAGCGCAGACUUCGUCUACGGACUCGGACGCAUUUUGCUGACCAAUCUCCUGGAGCUAUGGCUGAGUAUCAUCGUGGUCUCUCUGCUGACCCUGACACCUCUUUUCAAAUGCUACGCAAAUCGCCCGGUACCGCAGCGAUCGAGCAGUGCUGGCGGCCACGUCCGGCUUCGUGAGGUGCAGCACACGAUCGGGAGCACGCCGGUUAAAUAUCAUCGGAAGGAUUCGACGGUCCAUUCGGCGCGAGAGGAAGGCUUGGAGAAGGGGGAGGAGGAAGUGGGGACGAGGGGGACAGGUAUGGCUACUCAACCAGAAUCAAGGCUUCUGGGGAGUGAGCGGAAUGGCC